This is a messenger RNA of Aspergillus ibericus CBS 121593, 2320 nucleotides long. RefSeq lists its product as uncharacterized. The record is from RefSeq and is a predicted model, not a curated record. The transcript has a single exon. NCBI's taxonomy places the organism in Eukaryota, Fungi, Ascomycota, Eurotiomycetes, Eurotiales, Aspergillaceae. Bases 381 to 2195 code for a protein of 604 amino acids.
UACCAUUUCCUGACCACCCUCUCGACCAUGGAACAUUUUUCCCUGGUUUAAACUCACGUCUUAUCUUGUCCCUCCCACGUCAUCUCCGAAUCAUCAGCGAGCGCAGGCCUCGUGUCCGAACCACCGCUAUCGGACCUGUCUGGUUUUGUUUUAUUUUCUGUGUCGAAGUCGAGAUCUUCACCCUAAGGCUGUUUCAUUGCUAUAUAUCGUGUUUGUCUCGUUCGUCGUCUACUUGUUCCUCCCCUCCAUCCACGACGCGGUCACGCGGGGGAGAUCCACCGCGAUCGAUAACUGGCCUUCUUAUCUCGCUAUCUUGCCCUCCCCAACGGCUACCUCAAACCCGACGACCACCGCGUUUCUUCGACUCCCCCAGUCAACCCAUGGCUUUUCGUCUACCUCCCCAAGUUCCCCGCCGUCGCCCCUCUUAUUCGAACUCCCUACCCCCACCAGCCCCGGACCUCUCCUCCCCGCUAUCGCAACUACCGGAGAACGAAGCAACAGAAUGGGUGCUCUUUUCGCCCACCCAGCAGCCCAACGUCGCCCGCACCCAUACAACCUCGACUGAUCGUACCCCACGGACACAAGGAGUCUCCCGUCUCAGCGAUUUUGGCUCUUUCGGAACCGCGACCCGAUCCGCUGUCGGCCUAGAAAGCGAGUCUGUCGAUGAUGCUCUCGAGGAUCCUUUAGACGACGAUGGGACUGAACUAGACAGCCUGGAUGAUGGACUCCACGCUUUUCGGGCUCCGUCUUUGGUCCAAGAGGAUCAAGGGGCUCCGGCUGUUCUCCCAGCCCAUGACGGGCUGGGCAGCUUCCAAGCAUCUAGCCAGACCGUGCAAAACCAGCUGUGGCAGCAUGAGCAGUACAACCCCCAUCGGAGGCCCGGACUACAGCCCCGGCGUCGCUCAAGUGUUCAGCGCCAGUUGGAUUUGAUCACGAACGAGGAAGAGGCUGAUGUGGAGAGAGAACGGUGGCAGCGCAUUGAGAAAUGGAGAAUGGAACAAAGCCGGGUGCUCUUGCAGGAGAUCGAGAAAGCGACGCGCAGGAGACGUGAUAGUCGCGUCAGUGGCAUGUCAGAUCCAGUGGCGUCAUACCCCGUAGUGUCGGAUGUUCCAGAUGGUGUCCUCGAGACACCCAAAGAGCCGGAGCCUUACCCACCGGCAGAGCAAGAUGCAGAGGGAGACGAGUCUCUGUGGCAGCGCAUUACGCGCAAGGUUAUUCGAGAUCUCAUCGGAAUCGACGACUCCUUACUGUCUGUUCUUUUUGGUGAGUCGCUACCAUGCACCGACGAUGAAGAACAACCACCAUCGACGCGAGAUUAUACAUCCAACAUAGAGGCACUUCAUCAAGAGCUGGGCUCCGUGCCGGAAGAUCAUCCUAUCUGGCAGACUCGAGUGCUCCAACGCAUCGCCCACGAGCUGGGAAUCCUUGUUAGCCAGCUCUGCGAACACCCCGGUGCUUUCACGACGUAUCUGAACAUGUCCAAUGAGAUCCCCAACCAGUAUGCUGGCAUACCUCUCGAUCGCGUCCCCGAAGGUGCUGCACCCUCCGCUUCGGUGGACCCUACGACUAUGGAGUCGAGCAUGAGUACCGAGUCAGUUCUCUCUCCCCAUUUCUCUCCGACACUUGGCGAUCCCAGCAGUCGAGAGCACGCAGCCCAAUGGGGCAUCGAGGAUGACGACUAUAUGAGUCGUCCAGCCAACAAUACAGCGGCCGAGCCGCUGGCUGAAUCCGCUCGCACUCAGCAGGAGAAGGAGUACUGGGAGCGAGAUCUGGAUGUUAGCAUGGCCUUCCGUUACUUGCGGAACCGCUUUAGCCACCGAGGCAGCAACAACGACCCUUAUCACGGCUCCCCGCGCCGAGCCCCGCAAGAUGCGUCUCGUCGCGCGGCAAUCAUCCGGCAGCACCACCCACUCGUUGCUCGAGCGCAUUCGCACUCCCAAGCUCAGAUUCGCCGUCAAUCGCAGUACUCAUCCCACCAUUCGGGGCCGACCGGGGUUUCGUCGCCCAUCCUGCGCCAGCAGUUCCGCCGCCCCAGCUCCAGCUGUGCCAGUCAAAGCGCGAAGAUGUCUGCCAUUUCCAGCCGUCGGACACUCACCGGCUCCAGUCGCAACUACUGGGACAUCGGGGGAAGUGUUGACAGUGGAAGUGCUGUCGCGCCGGUUGCAGCUGGCCUGGGGGGCUGGGGCGAGGUCUGAGCAGUCUGUUCAAUGAAGAUCGUUGAUGACCCUCUCCGCCCCGAUACAUAUUGCAUGUUGGUGAUUUCCAUUGUGAAUAGUUCAUUUGCCUUUUGGCCGGGAGUUUGGUGUUUCUGGCAUUUCGC